GAGCUGUUUCGCGGCGGUGACAACGGCACUAGCCCUUUCGCUUCUUGUCUUCGGCGUUAUCGCGUCAAACGUUGUCGAAGCAAGGCCUACAAUUCAAGAGAUUCUUCUCGCCCCAUAGACAGCGUCUCGUGCGUCAGGAAUCGUCGUAGCUCGAGUGAUGGAGGAGUCGACGUCGCCAGAGCCGGAGUCGAGGCCUACCAGAAGCAGAGCGAGGAGGCUGACUGAGGAGCAGUUGCAGGCGAUGCUGAACAGCGAUUCAGAGUAUUCGGACGACGACCCUGAUUUCGAAGAGGAGACAGUGGUGCCUAAACGGCGCAGCUCGGUUCGACGCCCACAGAGCUCCCAAGACUCGUCAGAGUCCUCUGAAGAAGUUGACGAACCUGACGGGUCUCCACCGCGAAAGAAGGCAGUCAAAGCCAAAGGGGAGCCGGUCAAGAAAAAGAAUAGGACAGCGGGUGAGGAGGGGAAGGGCGGCCCCAAGCGUUCUUCAUCGUGGGCACCUGUCAGUGACGUGCCGCCGCCGAUUGAAAAUCCGCACCUGUACUCGUCAUGGAACAAUGAAUCUAAAGUUGUGGAGCCCUCCAAAAAGAGCGACGAUAAAACGUACUACUGUUGCGUUCGCGACUGCGAGUCCGGCGACACGUCCGACAAGGAGGGCCUCUGGCUGUUCUCUAUGCCAGAGAACGAGGAGCUGAUGUCGUUGUGGGACGAGCGGCUACCAAUUGACUACGACCGCAACCGGCCACAGAGUCCGCGGGUCUGCUUCCGCCAUUUUGAGAAGGCCGACUUCGUGCGACGGCAGCAGCGGCUCCUUGGUCUACGCGAGGACGCCAUCCCCUUAAAGGUGGAACCUCGCAUCGAAGGGCCGCGCAUUAAGCAGGAACCAUCCUGAGCACGCUGCCUCGGCGAGCAGCAAGGAUGCAUUUCAGUCUCUUUCUGGAAAAGUUGACAGCGAGGUCGUUUUGUUUGUGUGAAUGGGAGUGUGCAUAAAACAAGUGUGGGAAAGGAAUCGUUUCUAUUCAAAGGUUUCUUCGCACACACAGCACAAUUUUUCUCUCUUUUUUUUUAUGUGUAUGUGCGUUCAACAACUUGCCUCAAUACAUUGCUUUGGGUUGUCUCUCGGUGGCUCGAAAUGCUGGAGGGCUUCCCCUCGAAAUAUCCCCUACUAUUCACGGUCUGUGCUUAGCAUUACCGAACCCAAAGGCUGCAAUUAAAAGUCACACAAGAGCACAGUAAGACAGCAGAUGCGCUCUGCCCGUCUCUCUUUUUAUUUGUUUGCAAAGUUUGGGGGGGUGGGGGGAUUUACACAGGUGGAAAGAAAAAACAAUCAGAGGGCAAGUAAGACUAGCUGCACCAAUGUUAAGAGUUGUUUUUUUUCUCUGCAAAGCCAGUUGUUAUAAAAUGUGAUGUCUGAACUUUCUGUAAGGUCGUUUGUGGGGCUAUCACGCCACUCUUCAGGAGCAGCUGAGGCUUGUCGUUAGACGGCUAGACAUCCCAAAAUCCUCCUCAUCAGUGGUUAUAUGCGUACUGACCAUAACACAUGCUUGCACACCUUGCCAUACAAACCUCGCCAAAUAGUAGAUCUGCAAUUGGUCAUUGCCUUGAAGAAAGUUACUCUGUAGCCACCGCUACUUGUCCGUCUUUUGGGACACACGAAAUGAAAGCUUUUUGUGAGCAGUCACCCCUUCCUUGCUUCAGGGGGUGAGGCAUCCACAGACUUCAUGCGACUAGUGUGCAGAUAGGUUUGUUCCAGUGGUGCACAGUCCUAGUUUGUAAUCUCUUGUGGCACCAUGUCACACACCUAGUCAUGUAUUUUUGCAAAAUAUGCCCGAGCUCAAGGUUUUUCUUCUUUCCUCAUUUGUUGAAUUUCAAGGAAAGAACUUGCCGACGCGCCCUUUCUCUGACAAUUAUAGACCUUAAUAUUACGUUUGCUACGAAUUCGCGAGCCGAGUAUGCCUAGAAAAUCAUUAGUUAUUCUUUUCAUUACAAGAUGUCAUCUCUCUCUCUCUUUCUUUUUUUUUUCUUCAGAGGGUUUUUCACGCUGCAUCUGAUCAAACUUCUGCUGUCAAUCAGUAAACUAAACUACUGUUGAAUCGGGCUGUCAAGAAUUCAGUUGCUGUUGAGCAUUACAUCACGUGGGAGAAAUUGCAGGGGCGUUUCCGUGGAGUGAAUAUGUUACAAAGGGCUAGCCGCAACCGAACUCAUAACCUUGUCAAUUUUGGUACUGUUUGCUUGGUACGGAGCCUGUAUUCUUUUUCUUCUUCUUUUUUAUGGGAGCGUAUUGGCGAACAUAGUGUAAAAUUUUCGUGUUCUGUAAAAAAAUGUUCUGCGGCAGGCUAAUGCUUCAUGCUUCAAUCUUGCUUUUUUUUUUUUUUUUGCUUAUAUGUAUAAGUGUUGUGGUGGUCGUAGUUUCUGGAAAAUGUCAUACUGUAGUCCAUGGAAGAGCUUUUUUUUAACUGCAACUGUAUCUUUACCUUUUUUUUUCUGUUGCUGUAACAUUUUCGAUGUUUCUCUGAAUGAAAAACAAAACAUUAUCUGCAUUGCACUGAGUCACUGUGAAUCAUCAUGGCCACCAUCAUCAUAAUUUCAUAUUGGAAGUAAGUCAAUAUAUGAAAUAAAUGGAACCCACAUUAGACUUGUUUUGUUCAGCUUGCCAAUGCUGUAAAUGAUUUCUGAUUACACUCAUGAUUAUUAGAGCUUCAGUGAUGCCCCGUUACGCAGCAGAAGUCUACUCAACAUUAGGGUAAUUUUUUUCAUAAAGCCAACAUUGAUGCGUACCAGUGAUUUAUCAUUGUUGUAUGUUUGCGCAUAGUGUGCUGUGGCAAAAGGCUUCUGAAGCGAACUAACGUUCAAAGUUUCGUUGUACCCACCUGUGCACUGCAGAGCUUGCGCACAAGUGUUGUUUUGUGGUGUUGUUUUAAUAUGAACAUUCAUUUCUGUCUCGUUUGUUUGAAUAACUGUUUUCUGCUUUUAAGCACUUUGUUUAUGAAGAUAACAGCAACACUGUACUUAGAUCAUGCUGGGUGUGUGCCGACUGUUCGUCUUCUUUGUGCUAUUUUCUUGACAUGGCAGAUGCGUAACUUUCAUGCUCGUGAGCUUCGGGAUUUCUUAGUGGUCUUCAGCGUGUUUUCUGUCAGGUGAAGGAGCUGGCCAAGUCAAGGCCUCUGUUGAAGCAACGUGAGUGCAGUUGUCACAUUGGCAGCUAAACCUCACCUCGCCACCCCACACUAGACCUCAACUCAUAAUGAGGUUAGAGCGCUAGCCCCCUUGCAUCGCCGGUCAGUGGCACCUUGCCCUUUUUUCUUUUUUUCCGAAAUAUUUCAUUGCCAGGUUGCUCUCGAAGCCUUCUGGAAUGCACUGGUGCAAAGGUGCAUUUUCAGGCGUUUCCUUCUUUCACAAAAGUAGCGGCACUAAUGAAGACUAGUUUGGGCACUCCAAAAAAUAAUGGUGCCACGCUCCAUUUCGAGAGGACGGAAAGCUUCAACUAUGGCCCACUUCGUAAAUGCAAGUGUUAUAUACCCUAAUCAAACAUUUCACCGUGUCUCAGUCCUUUGAGAAAAAGAAAGCUUUGUGCGUUUGUGAUUUUAGGGGCUCGCCACAUUAAGCUCGGAUCAGCACAAUUAUAGCGCCUCACUUUUCCAGCAUGAUGACACGAGACCAGUAAAAACUGUAAUGCCCCUGCAACAGCUCUCUACAGCAACAUUGGUUACAGCAGCCUUUAACACUUUGAGGGUCGCAUAUGAACAUGUACGUCAUCGGCUAUCAGCCAAAGGAUGGUCAAAGUUCUGAGACUGUCAAAGACAUACAUGUAGAUUAUUGCUUGCAUGUCUAGGACGUGCCUUUUUUGGUCAUUCUUUUUUUUUUUUUACUUGGCAUAUGCUGCCACAAUGUGCAAAUACAUGGAAUUGUUUUCUAGCAUCGACACCUUUCUUUUUUAUGCUUUACUAUAGCGGUGCACCGGCUAGUUUUAGUUUUGUCCUUUGGCGGGUUCCCGCGUGCUGCACCCACAAAACCGAUGACUUUCCGAGUUGGAAUCUUUCAAAGAUGACCGAUUUGUUACUCUCGAUAUUGCUUCCCCGAUACGCGAUCACGUCUGUUUCCACGCAGGCACCUGCAUAAGUGAUGCCGCUCUGGUUUUGUUUCCCGUUUUCGAGACUCGCAAAAGCUCUUCCUGUCUCGAUGAAGACAAGACGAAGGAUUAUGAUGGGCUUUGGACUUGUUUUUACUUUUUUGAGACGCUUAAAACUACGCAGUUUUCUUCAGUGCACUCACCGACUCAGUUUUAUUUUGCUGUGGAAGUGUUCCCCUGUUCCUUUUCCGCAACUGUGUCCAGCAGCGAUUCCUCCAAAUGGUCGCUUGACUGCUGAAACAGAGUCUGAUUCGGUAAAUGUCGCCUUUUCAUGUGAGGAGCUACAUCCGAGUUCAAAAUCGGGUAUUAAUGAACGAGUGACAUUUCAAAAGCAUACGCAAUGUGACAAUGCAGACUGCACCAAAAGUGGCUUUUCUCCCUCUGCGCUUCCACUUGACAUCAAUUUCUGCCCUUAUUUUUGUAAGUUUGUGAACUGUACCAAUGUUUAUUUCAAGGCAUACUUUUUCAAUGGUAGUAUAAGGUUUUUAGAAUUUACCUUGCUGUUAUGGGUAAACCAUGUGUAACAAGUGAUUGUUUUUCACUUUAUGGUCACCUAAUAAAUUUUAGCAAAUUUUUUCUUGAA
This is a messenger RNA of Rhipicephalus microplus (southern cattle tick), 4712 nucleotides long. RefSeq lists its product as uncharacterized. The record is from RefSeq and is a predicted model, not a curated record. Lineage: Eukaryota; Metazoa; Arthropoda; Arachnida; Ixodida; Ixodidae.